AUGGUCGAAGACAAGCAACCCCCCCACCAGAAAAUCUGGGUUGACGGGUGCUUUGACUUUACACACCACGGCCAUACGGGAGCGCUAAUGCAAGCACGCCAAUUCGGAAACGAGCUGUAUGUGGGCGUGCACAGCGAUGAGGACAUCUUCGCAAACAAGGGUCCGGUAGUGAUGAGCCUGGACGAGCGGAUCAAGUCGGUGGACGCCUGCAAGUGGGUGACGAGGUCUGUUCCGGGCGCACCGUACGUCACAGAUCCCAAGGUGAUGGACGACUGGGGGUGCGAGUACGUUGUUCACGGCGACGACAUCACCACCGACGCGGACGGGAAUGAUUGCUAUCAAAUAGUCAAGGACCUUGGACGAUUCCUAGUGGUCAAACGUACACCCAAUAUUUCAACCACCGACCUAAUUCAGCGGAUGCUGAGCACGUCGACGGCCCACCACUAUGCUAGCCUUUCUGCGGCCGACAGCUCUCACCCAUUGCUGCAGAAUGCUGCAGUCGAGCGCAUGGCCAGCUAUGCAACCGACGAAACGGCCCUGAACCCUCAUUCGGGAGUGUAUGCUAUGAUUGACGGCGUGGCAUUGGAAUGCCUGGUCCCGCCAUCCCAGGUUGUCGAAGAGAGCCUGGCCAAGUCCGCUUAUUACAUCGACGGCUCGUUUGAUCUGUUCCACGUCGGCCAUAUCGAGUGUCUUGCUGCAGUGCACAAGCGUGCCCAAGAGGACGGCGCGGUUGUGGUUGUGGGCAUCCACGACGACGAGACCGUCAACCAGGGCCGCGGCGAAAACCACCCGAUAAUGAACAUUUUUGAGCGCACGCUGUGCGUCCUGCAGUGCCGCUACGUCGACACCGUGGUCGUGGGUGCGCCCUUCCUGCCCACUCCGUUGUUUAUCGAGCUUCUGGACCAAAAGGGCAUCCACAUCACCCGGGUCUUCCACGGCCACACCGACGUUAUCACCAACCACAGUGCCUUAUACAACGCCGUCGACCCCUACCUGUGGGCAAAAGAGCAAAGCAUGUACGAGCAACUUCCUGCUAGCAACACUAGCAGUCUUACCACCAAGAAUAUCGUUGAUCGGGUCCUCGAUCACCGCCGAAUGUACGAAGAGCGGCAACGCAACAAGGGCGUCAAAGCCGUUAAUGAGCGCCGAAUGGCUGGCAAGUAG
Molecule: messenger RNA, 1164 nt
Organism: Wickerhamiella sorbophila
Lineage: Eukaryota; Fungi; Ascomycota; Dipodascomycetes; Dipodascales; Trichomonascaceae
Product: Ethanolamine-phosphate cytidylyltransferase
Exons: 1
Coding region: 1-1164 (387 amino acids)
Biological process (GO): phosphatidylethanolamine biosynthetic process
Cellular component (GO): cytoplasm
Molecular function (GO): ethanolamine-phosphate cytidylyltransferase activity
Source: RefSeq, a predicted model, not a curated record